UGGACUCUUUUAAUCUCUCGCUUUCUCCUUUCUCCUCUUUGGGCGUUUCCUGUUUCUUUUUCAUCUUUUUUUGGGGGGUUUUUUUGUUUGGUUUUUUUGCUUUUUGUUUUUUUUUCUGAUCGGUGGAUUUACAAAAGGGCGUGUUUGUCAGGUCUGGAUCGGGAGUUUCAUCUCCUGUAAUCUGAGGAAUGACAGCAACCGGAACGGGACUGACUGGAAACCAUGGAUUAUAAGGAACUGGGACAUCACCUGGAGGAGAAGCUGACGCUGACAGACAAGACGCUGCCGCUGCAGACGGACCCUCAGUCCAUCCACAAUGGGGACAAAUCGGCCGGGAAGGAGCUCCUGAGUCCGGACGACUCGGCCGUCUCGGACCUCUCCCCCAAAACAGACUCCAGCCCGCAGACGGAGACGCCCAGCAAGACGGAGGCGUCCUCCAAGACGGACGUCCGGCCGUCCACUCCCGGAUCCAGCAGCAGCCCGCAGCCCAAGAAAGACUCGAUGAGCUCGGAGCAGCGACAGAAGCUGGCGAAGGAGCGGCGGGAGGAGAGAGCCAGAUACAUCGAACAGCAAACUCAGCUGCAAGCGGCGAAGAAGGCCCAGUGGCUGGAGAAGGAGGAGAAGGCCCGGCGCCUGCGGGAGAGCCAGCUGGAGGACCGCCGGAGGAAGCUGGAGGAGCAGCGGCUGAAGGCCGAGAAGCGCCGGGCGCUGCUGGAGGAGAAGCAGAGGCAGAAACUGGAGAAGAACAAGGAGAGAUACGAGGCAGCUAUCAAGAGGUCGACGAAGAAGACGUGGGCCGAGAUCCGCCAGCAGAGGUGGUCCUGGGCGGGGGGGCUCAACCAGACCUCCCGCAGAGAAAGCAGAUGCUCGGCCUCCACGGUCAACUUGCCGGGACAGGUGGACCCUGUCAUUAACAACCGGCUGUCCAAGUCCUCUGCCACGCUCUGGAACUCCCCCAACAGAACCCGCAGCCUGCGCCUCAGCCCCUGGGAGAGCCGGAUCGUGGAGCGCCUCAUGACGCCGACGCUGUCCUUCCUGGCUCGCAGCCGCAGCGCCGCCACGCUGCUCAAUAACAGCGACUCCCACUCUCACCACUGCUCCCGCUCAGUGUCCGCCAGCCCGCUGAACGCCUCCUGCUCCCACCACCACCACAACGCCGCCGAGCGCUGGAGGGUGUCCUCCGCCAGCACGCCGGACAUCACGCAGCGCCAGCGCCGGCGGAACUCCACGCCGGUGGACAAAAAGAAGAAAGAGAAGAAGGACAAGGAGAGAGAGAAUGAGAAAGAGAAGAACGCCCUCACGAAAGAGAGAGUGCAGAAGAAGAGACAGACGGCGUCGCCCACCGCCACCGUGCAGAGAUCCAGACCAGAAUCCAGCACCCCGAAGCCCAGGAACAGACCGCCGUCGCCGGCCGCCCCGAAGAGCCGCCCCCUGUCGCCGCUGGUUCCCGCCGUCGCCUCCAAGACGCCGGCGGGCAAGAAGACGCCCCCUCCGGCUUCUGGCUCCGCCCCCAAGACCCGGCCCAAACGGGCCCAGACCCCCGCCAGGGUGCAGCCCCAGGCCGUCGCCACGGUUACCGUGGAGACGGCCGGCGACUCCCAGCAGCCCGAGGGUCUCGAGGAGAAAAAGAGUGAGCGUGUUGCUGCUUCCUCCACCCUUCCUGCCAUCGUGGUGUCCUCGGCCCCGGUGACUCCGCCCUCUCUCAGCCCUCCGGUCGUAUCAGCAGCUUCUCCUCCUGCACCCAGCGUCGCUCCGGCCACUCCUCCUGCGGCGGCCUCCGGCGCUAAUCCGGCUCCUUCUGCCGCUCCCGCCGCCGCCGCCGCCGCCACCUCCCCCGCCCCAGCCGCCUCCGCCCCAGCCGCACCCGCCAGCAAGCCGUCGGCCGGCACCAACGACCCGGAGGAGGCGGCUCGCGCCCUGGCCGAGAAGCGGAGACAAGCCCGAGAGCAGCGAGAGAGGGAGGAGCAGGAGCGCCAGGAGCAGGAGCACAGGAACAGGCUCCUGAGGGAGGAGGCCAUGGCCCGGGAGGCCGAGGAGAGGAAGCGCAGGGAGGAGGAGGCUCGCUUCAUGGCCGAGCAGCAGCGUCUGCGGGACGAAGCCCAGCGAGCUCAGGAGGAGAAGGAGGCGCAGGAGAGAGCCAAGGCCGAGCAGGAGGAGAACGACAAGCUGCAGAAGCAGAAGGAAGAGGCCGAAGCCAAAGCCCGGGAGGAGUCGGAGCGUCAGCGCGUCGAGAGGGAGAAACACUUCCAGAAGGAGGAGCAGGAGCGGCUGGAGAGGAAGCGGCGUCUGGAGGAGAUCAUGAAGAGAACCCGCAAGAGCGACGCAGGAGAAAAGAAGGAAGUCAAAGCCUCCUCACAGGUCAACGGGAAGGAGGCGGAGCUCAGACAGGCUCCUGGAGGUCUUCAGGGUCCCGGCGCCCCGAUCCCGGCGCAGACCGCCUCCGGUCCCGUCAUCCCCAACGGCGUCCCGGCCGCCGCGCACCACAACGGCGUCUCGGCCAACGGUGAGUCUGGAGACUUGGAGGAGCUCCUCCAGCUGAGCGGCGGCGGCAGCGGCGGCGGCGGGCAGCAGCAGAGCGGCAUGGUGGGCGAGCCCAUCCUGGCCUUCGAGGGCGGAGAGCCCUUCCUGAGGAAAAGCGGCCCCAUGAAGCCUCAGCAUGUCGCAGAGGUCCUGUGAGUCGCCACACAUCCAUGGAGAUGCGCCUUAUGCCUCCGCUUGAGCUAUGAGAUUCAUGUCACACCACAGCGGCUUAUCUUCAAACAGUGUGCCAAACUGAAGCAGUGUUUCCACCGCGCCAAACUACAGACUCAUCAGAGGAGGAGGAGGAGGAGGAGGAGGAGGAGGAAGAGCAGAAACUGCCUGGAAAAUCAUUGAAAACGUCACAAAAAAGAAAAAAAAAACAAACAAAACCAAAACAAAAAAAGCAAGUAUUCUUCGUCUUCACCGCGUGUCCUGGUGCAGCAUUUGUGGAGUUUCAUUGAAAUGUCACAUGCAGAUUUUAUGGUGCACCUUAAAGAUGACUGACUAUGUUACAAAUUUUAGAAAAUACAGUAUAAGACUCCUGGAAAUGCAUAAUAUUUGACAAUGGUUGUUAUUAUUACCGUCGCUAUGAUGUUGUUACUGUUAUCUUAAGUUGGAAAGUGUGUGUGUGUGUGAGAGAGAGUGAGUGUGUGUGUAUGAGGUUUUUUUUUUGGUCUUGAAUUACUGAGUUAUUUAACGGGGGAGCUCGGGGUCGACUGGCCUCAGACAGUGUAUGUAAAUGUAAAACGAGCCCGGCUGCCUCGGCCUCCUGCUGCAGGAGAUCUGUGAAAUAAAGCUUUAUGAAAGGGAA
Salarias fasciatus (jewelled blenny) is the source of this 3331-nucleotide messenger RNA. It is a transcript of the gene map7d1b, whose product is annotated as MAP7 domain containing 1b. The record is from RefSeq and is a predicted model, not a curated record. The transcript is spliced from 18 exons. Bases 223 to 2676 code for a protein of 817 amino acids. NCBI's taxonomy places the organism in Eukaryota, Metazoa, Chordata, Actinopteri, Blenniiformes, Blenniidae. Gene Ontology annotation, cellular component: microtubule cytoskeleton. Gene Ontology annotation, biological process: microtubule cytoskeleton organization.